Baudoinia panamericana UAMH 10762 is the source of this 1296-nucleotide messenger RNA. RefSeq lists its product as uncharacterized. NCBI's taxonomy places the organism in Eukaryota, Fungi, Ascomycota, Dothideomycetes, Mycosphaerellales, Teratosphaeriaceae. The transcript has 2 exons. The record is from RefSeq and is a predicted model, not a curated record. Bases 1 to 1296 code for a protein of 431 amino acids. Gene Ontology annotation, molecular function: nucleotide binding.
AUGCCGACAGCGUUCCUCUGGGACGUUGUGCUAUACUACCAUAGAUGGCGCCAUGGCAUUCAGCACGUCACCGCUUCUCUCCAGAAGACAUCCUCGCCAUUACAGAUAGGUGUUCUAGGUGCUGCGGCCAUUAACACCAUAGCUAUCUAUGACGCUGUCUCUACGCACCCUGACGCUACCAUAGCUGGCGUGGCAGCUCGGUCAAGAGCAAAGGCCGAAGCUCAGAUAGCAAGGUACAAGCUGAAGGAUGCGAAAGGGUACGGCAGCUACGACGAGCUGCUGGCCGUCCCCAACAUCGAUGCGGUAUAUAUCCCUUUGCCCAACGGCCUCCAUUGUGAGUGGACAUGCAAGGCUAUGCGCGCUGGGAAGCAUGUCCUUUGCGAGAAGCCGCUGGCAAGCAAUGCCGAGCAGGUGCGGGAGAUUAUGAAGGUCAGUCAACAGACCGGAAAGGUCGUCUUGGAAGCGUUCCACUGGCGGCUGUACCCCGCCGCUCAUGUUCUCAAGGAUAUCGUGGAAAGCGGUCGGUACGGUAAGGUCCGCGAAGUCAGGGCUCAUCUAGGCCUACCUGCUUGGGUGAUUGGCAAGGACGACAUCCGCUUUAACUAUGAUUUAGCCGGAGGUGCUUCCAUGGAUAUGCUUUACGUCUUCAGUACGUCUUCCUAUUACGCGGCGCCUUCGCUACGUGGAGCUGAAGUAGAAGUGUUGGAGGCAAAGCCAAGAAAGAAUGGGAAGGAUGCCAGGAUUGACGAUGCAAUGGAGGCAACUUACACUGUCCGAACCGGAGAGCAUGCUGUCGUGUGUCAUGUCCGUGCUGAUCUUGGUGCACCGCCACUGUAUGGCUUCAUUCCCAAAAUUUGGGCAGCGGGUGAUGGGGUUGGAAUCGACCUGGAAAAGGCCACCAUAUCGUAUGGUAGCUACGCGGCACCGUACGCAGGCCAUGCAAUCACAAUCACAGACAAGGCCACGGGCAACAUAGAGAAGCUUACCGCUUUUACGGACGGUCCACAGUGGAAGAAGCGUGGUCAGCCAUGGUGGACAACGUACCGGUAUCAGCUGGAAGCCUUUGUAGACCGCGUCAGAGCAGUGCAGGGUGGCGCGGCUCUGCAAGAUCUAGCGGCUGUGGAAGGCCCGUGGAUCAGCUUGGAGGAAAGCGAAGCCGUCAUGGAGCUUGUCGACAAGGUAUACACCAAGGCCGGCAUGCCGAAGCGGGUUUGGAAGCUCAACGCGGAGAGUACAGUACUGAAGUCGUCGAUGUAUGCACGAGUUCUAACGGCUUUACCCGCUGCCCUGACGUGA